Molecule: messenger RNA, 4142 nt
Organism: Pseudomyrmex gracilis
Lineage: Eukaryota; Metazoa; Arthropoda; Insecta; Hymenoptera; Formicidae
Gene: tj
Product: dendritic arbor reduction protein 1
Exons: 5
Coding region: 1386-2759 (457 amino acids)
Biological process (GO): regulation of transcription by RNA polymerase II
Cellular component (GO): nucleus
Molecular function (GO): RNA polymerase II cis-regulatory region sequence-specific DNA binding; DNA-binding transcription factor activity, RNA polymerase II-specific
Source: RefSeq, a predicted model, not a curated record
UCUCCCUCUCUUUCUCGCUCGUUUUCUCUCUCUCUCUCUCUUUCUCUGUCUCUCUCUCUUCCCCCGUUUUCUUCACUCACUCGCAAUCUGUGAUCUUCACCGAUUUCUCGCUCGGUGGAGACCGCGAAAAUUCGAAAAAAAGCACACGCGCGCGCGUGAUCGACGGAGGCAUCGUUCGAUCGCGCAAAUCAAUCUCGGGGGGUGGAGUCGUCGGCGGUUCCGAUCUACGAGCGCGAAGUGUCUCAUUAAUUGAGAGGCCUCCGUCGCUUCUCGAUCUUGUCGCCGAGCGGCGCGCGGAAGGAAGCGGAUAAGAUCCGACUGUUCACACUCCGCGAUACUACUGGGAAACGGAACUGGCGGAGCGUUCGCGGGAAAAUCACUCGCCAGAAUUCGAACGCUUUUUUUUUUGGCGGGGAAAGUGUCCAAGUGUCAGUGAUUGCGGGUGAAAUUUCGAUCGAUAUAGUGUGCGGAAAUACUGUGGGGCGAUUGACACGAAGUAUAUUCGGCGGUAGUGAUAAGAAUCAGAAGAUAUACAUAUAUAUUCGCGAACUUUUCAACGAGAUUCUUCUUGUGCUCGAAUAUAUCAGUUUUAAGGGUGUGUGCAGUUAGUAAUAACACACACGUUGAGAACGCGAUACGAAGAAUUGCUCUUUGUAUUCGCCGUGACAUAUCCUAGAUUUUUACACGUGACGUAACAUUUAAGAGGAUCUUGACCGUAAUUGUACAGUAGUUUUCGGCCAAGUCUUUUAAUCUCUCACCUGGCCUGCAUAGAGCAGGUUGUCACGACGCCAUUGCGUCGUCCCUCAGAAAAGAGGUCUUUUGCGAAUCCAAGUACCGUCCAGAUCUGCGCAAUCUAUUUACGUGCUGCAUAAAAUCUCAUAUAUAAAAUCAAUUCCUGUAUUAACAAAACUCCGGCGAAACAGAAUCAAAACUUCGGGAAUCGAGAUCAGGAUCGGAGAAGACGUCGCGAAAAAGCUAGUAUGCACUAACGACAAGUCGAAGCACAUAGCUUCCGACAGAUUUGCUUGAAAGGUCUGAGUCUUUUCUAAGUGAUCGCAGAAAAUUGUUUUUCAUUGUCGACUGCGUUGAGACCGAGAAGAAUUUCAUCGGAACUUGGGAUCUCGAGUUUGCCGCUCACGUGGCGAAGCGGAUCGUUGUCCGGACAUCUCGUCCGAGUAAUUUAUACCUCGACGUCGGAAUAUUCGACCAGGAAAGUGGUCAGAACGCAACAAACGACGGUGACGAGUUGCCCGGGUGGUGGCGGAGGUGGAGGUGGCGGUGGUGCUGGCGACGGAGGUGGCGGCGGCGGUGACCAGGAGACGCUCACGUAUGCGACCGCGGUCAACGCGGUAGAAGAAGUAGAAGUUGAGGUCGACGAGGUUAAGAUGGAAGCCGAGGACCAUCUGGCGAGGGAGUAUGUGCAGGAGUUCGUUCUCGAUCAUCUGGACCCCGCCGACGUCAAGCGAGAGGUUCGAAUGAGUUCGCCGACGGUGAUGGUGAACGGCAGCGUGGUGCAACUUCCGAGUCAGGUGCAGCCGCAGGGUCUGACCCUUGCGCCGUUGACGCCGCCCGCGCACGAGCUGGAACAACCGCAUCCCUUGUACGGUCAGCCGCACAUUCAGGUGCAGCAUGGUGUUCUGGUGAAGGCACCGCCGGGCGCCGCGGCGCACCUCACCACGCUCUCUCAUCCCGGCACACCGCCGGACACGCCGCCGGUCUCGGCGUCGCCGCCACCUUUGCAGCUGCACCGGGGCGACCGAGAUCUCCGGGAUGCGCGCGAUCCUCGCGACCGCGGUGGCAUACUGCUGCAGCUGCAACAACCGUCGGCGCUCGUGCAGGAAGAGAUGCAGGUCAACACGGGGAUGGGAUGGCUGACGCAGUCGCUGCGACAGGAGCCGCUGGAUCUGAGGCCUCACUGUCCUCAGGAACCAAACCACGAGCCCCAUCACGAGUCCUGGUCGGCCCCGACGUCGCAUCAUCCCUUUCAGGAGCUGCAGCAUCCGUCGCGACUCACCAGGCACACAGGUGGAUAUUUGGCGAUGUCGAGUCACAUAGAGUAUUAUCCGAGUGCAGGCGGAGGUAUGCUUCCCGCGGGCGGGGGUGUGAUGCAGGGAAUGGAGGACAGCAUGCAGGGAAUCCCGAUGCAACCGGGCAGACCGUUGAGCGUGUGCUCCGUGAGCUCCUGCGGCGCCGGCGGGCCCAGCCCGGGCCAUCGUACGAACAACGGCCACCUGUACUCCAAUUGUAACGGCUCGACUCCGCAGGAGGAGCUGAUGAACGACGAACUCCUUAUGUCGCUCUCGGUGCGUGAGCUCAAUAAGCGUCUGCAUGGUUGCCCGCGAGAAGAGGUCGUGCGACUGAAGCAGAAACGACGAACGCUGAAGAACCGCGGCUACGCGCAGAACUGCCGCAGCAAGCGGCUGCAGCAACGCCACGAUCUCGAGACCACCAAUCGGAAUCUGCAGUGCGAGCUGAAUCGUCUGAAAGUCGAGGCGGCGCGGUAUCAACAGGAGCGCGAUCUCUACAAACAGAGAUACGAGAUGUUGAGAGCACGGCAGAAUCAUCACAAUCACAACAAUAAUCAUCAACAGCAGACGUCGCAGCAACAACAACAGCCGCAGCCGCAGCAACAACAACAGCAACAACAGCAACCACAUCAGACUCAAAAUCAACAACAGCAUCCGCAGCAGCAGCAGCAGCAGCAACAGCAGCAGCAGCAACAUCAACCGGCACCCGCGAGUCCUGAAGUCUAUCUGUGACAACGACAGCGCCGAGGAGGCGCUUGUUGGACCUGAGGAGUCAUCAUUCGCUUCGUCGAUGGAUUCUUCGAUUAGUUUUUCAGAUAUGAUACAUUGCUCGGAAGGCGUGCCAGGCGCAAAAGGCAGCAGUAGGACUUCAACUUCCCUCUCACAUCGAUUUCUUCUUCUAUUCUUCGUCAUCGCGUCACUGUACAUUGAACCCUAUGGUUGCCCAUGGGCUCUGCGAGGGGAUGCGGCUAGUUCCUUCCUAGGCGUAUACCGGACUGGUGAUUUAGUGAGAUCCGAUCUGCGAGCGGAGCGACCGAUCAGCUGGACCAUAAAUAUCAGGUGUUUUUGCUCGCACAUACACACACACAUACGCGUACCCGCAUACAUUCUUUCUCUUUCUCUCGGUUUCUUCUUUCUCGAUUAGAAUGAGACCUUUGACUAGGGGCAGCCAGGGUCACAUUCGUCUUCUCGUUAGCGUUUCAUCUCUCCUCUCUUCUCGGAUUUCUUUCAAUUCUCGAAACGAGAUUCCCUUACAUUUGUCUUCUUGAUGUGCGCGCGAAAGAAAAUUAGCAUUCGCGACGUGCAAGUAUUUACGGCAUUAAUAAGUUUUUUAUUUUAAGUUUUCGUAGAUUUAUUUUUUAUGAGAAAAACUGUGCAAUUAAGCUUGCAAUAUUCUUUUCAUUGAUUUUUAUUGAUUGAUCAGUUUUGCUAUAUUUUUUUGUUAGCAAAAUGGAUAUACGAAUUACACAGAUGAAUGAAAAGAGUUUUACACACACACACACACACACACAUACACACUUAUAUACAAAUAUAGAUAACUUACGAUAGCUUUAUUUUAGUAUAAAUUACGGAUCAUGUUAAAAAAAAAAAAAAUAGAAUUGUCCUACGGCUUUACAAGCUAGUAAGACGGAGAAGAAAAACGGUAUUGAAGUAAAAAGACAAUAGUCGAAGAUACGAUUGCCAAAAGGAUGUGCCAAAUAUACCGUUUGCUUUUAAUUACGCGAUAACGGAAAAUAAUAUUAGUUUUGUAUUAUAUAUUUUACUUAAAACUAUAAUUUUUUUACGUUAUACAUAUUAUAUCUGUUGUACGCUAAUAUUUAUUUUACCACUCGCUUUUAACAAUUAAGUGAAAGCGAGAGAAUCUCGCACAGAGGGGAAACUCGAAAUUGUACGCGCGUAUAUAUAUAUAUGUAUAUAUAUAUAAGUUGGCGUCUUAAUUUCUUGAAAUUUCAGCAGCCCCCCCUCCUUAAACGCGCUUAUUUACCAAUUAUAGUUAUCGCGCCGCGCGAGGAGAAGACGCGAGGAAAGAGAGAGUCUAACGUUUGCGCCCCGUCGGAAAGCUUAACUGCACUUUUAUAGCGCUUCUCGACUUUAAACGGAUAAUUUUUAUCCGCU